CAUUUCCGACAAGUGGGCAGUGGGGAUUUAUAAAUGGCCAGUUGGCGCUAAAGCCUGGUGUAUAUUCUCCUUAAAUUUCCAGGCACACUCUUCUUGUAUUCCCAGUGAUAGAGCGCCGAGUUUAAAGGCAUCGCUCUUCCGUCAGGGUGUUGGGAUGACACCCUUAAUCAAUGUUGCAUUUGCAGUUGUGUACUGUGUGGUGUAUGGUGAAGCGGGCCCUCCAGCGCUGAGACUGCAGGCUCCGGGGAGAGAACGGUCCAGAGGCUGCGUCCAAGGAGCAGAGGUCAUGGGAGGAGCAUUCGCAGACCUUCCUCCAUGUCCUCCCUGGGUAGACGACAAAGAAAGGUGCCGCAUCGGGGAUACCAUCCUCAGUCGCAGUCAAUGCCUGGACAUCAUGACGGAGAAAGAAUACCUUGCACUGUCCCGAAGUCGACCGGAGACCAUGUCCCUCCCUCCUUCCCCGCCCCGUCCCGUAAACAUCAUGGUCAGCCCUCCUGGAUGGCCCAGCGGAGGAAGUCCACCAGGGGGAUGGGCCCAGAGCCACCCUCCUAGCCCUCCAGGGUCUCAUUUUGGCCCCCCAGGGAGCAGUUCUGACUCUAUGAUGAAGGACAGCGACAUCCUUGCCCCAGGACACAAGAACAGCCGCUGGUACAGCCGAGGACGCAGCUCAUCCUUAGGCUCCAUGCCCGGGUCAGCCCCGUCGUCCCCGGGGAGGAACGGCCCGAACCAGAUGGUGAGAGCUGUCCAAAGGAGGAACUGGAGAAGGAGGGCUCCAAAGACCUGGACGAGGAGGAGGUCCGGUAACAGGAGAAGUCGCAAACAAAAUCGAGAACAGAGAGGCAGGUCUUCGAGGAGGCGGAGCAGGAAGGCAAGAAAGUACGGAGGGCUAUCGGCACCACCAAGAGCGCAUCAACUCUAAUGUCAAGACAAUGGCAACACAUAUAUAACUUUCAUCCCUUUCAUAGUGUGACUGGUUUAAUGUCAUACCUCUUAGGUUCAUGGUCACGGGUGUGGCAAAAUAUAUGAUAUGGAUAUAUAUUCCGAUUGUUUGAAUUUCUUACGGUGUAUAUUUACGAAAGAACGGUAAUUCCUCUUGUGUCUGUCACUACAGAAUUCACUGCCUGUUGCUGGUAAUUGACAACAGAGCUAGUGCGCCUGAUGAUGGUGUGUGGGAAUGUAUGUAAGAUAUGUAGUAUCACUACACGAAACAUGUGACUGUAUUUAUAGCAAGUCGCGAACUAUGGCCACACGGAUGGUUUUGUUAUAACAAACACAGCGUGAAGCACCGACAGUGGCAUGUCACACCGGGACUCGUUGUUCUACACUAUAUUCUGUUAUAUACCUCUCUUGGAACACAUAGUGUUGGCAAAUCCUAUAACUGUAUACUGUUAUUUUAAUAAAAAUACUUUUGUACAUAGAAAA
Haliotis rubra (blacklip abalone) is the source of this 1422-nucleotide messenger RNA. RefSeq lists its product as uncharacterized. Lineage: Eukaryota; Metazoa; Mollusca; Gastropoda; Lepetellida; Haliotidae. The record is from RefSeq and is a predicted model, not a curated record. The transcript is spliced from 4 exons. The coding region runs from base 155 to 919 and encodes 254 amino acids.